AUGGACACACGGGUAGAUCAUUAUAAGGUUCUGGGUCUACCGUCUGGGGAGGAAGGCACUAAGCUCACACGGAUAGAGAUUUCAAAGGCAUAUAGAGCAAAGGCUUUGGAUUUGCACCCAGAUAAGAGGCCAGACGAUCCCCAUGCCAAUGCAAACUUCCAAAGGCUCAAGUCAUCAUAUGAAAUACUCAAGGAUCGAAAUGCCCGGAAACUGUUUGAUGCAAGUCUAAGAGCCAAGAGGGAAGAACUGCAUCAUCAGAAUCGCCUGCAUGAGCAACACAACAAUGCCGCCAAGCAAGGAAGGAUGUUUUCCGGUGAUGGCAGACAUUGUCACGCAAAGCUAGCUUCUGAUCUCCAAGCGAGGGCCAGAGAACGGAGAUGGGCUCCCACAUGGAGAGAAGCAAGAGGAAGACGAGCUGCUGUCAAUGGUCCUAGAGAAGAGUUGUUUGGUGAUUUGGAAGGAAUACUAAAGAGAGUGCAGCAGCAGCAGUAUCACGGCCAGUGGCAAUGCGAUGCAAAGCCAAAGAGGUGUUCUUUCGAGCCAGAGAGAUAUUCUUCGAUCUCAAAGAAAGAGAAUGAGGAGAUGCUAAGAGGACAAUAUCAUCUCAAGCUGCUUCUGAUUCUGUUGUUCUUCUUUGCUUUAUGGUCUAUGGUCUAG
Molecule: messenger RNA, 657 nt
Organism: Rosa rugosa (rugosa rose)
Lineage: Eukaryota; Viridiplantae; Streptophyta; Magnoliopsida; Rosales; Rosaceae
Exons: 2
Coding region: 1-657 (218 amino acids)
Source: RefSeq, a predicted model, not a curated record